AUGCCUCAUCGUCAUGCCUCAUCGUCAUGCCUCAUCGUCAUGCCUCAUCGUCGUGCCUCAUCGUCAUGCCUCAUCGCGCCCAGCCAAUGUGCUGAGAGUCCCCCUACCAAGUCUCCAAGACUCCAUCCCUCUCCCCCUAUUCAUUCCACCGCCCUGCCCAUCGCAGCAACCAAGGUGUAUCGCCUGCAGCAGCCACCGGUCUCGGCUAUCGCCGAGUCUCCUGGUAGUGGCUUGAUAGGCCGAAAAGGAAGAGAGAGAGGUGACAGCCAGGCAUUAUCGGGCCUGCGGUGUGAAGAAAGCUCACUGGGGCGGCUGAGACAGCUGGAGAGCACUGAGCUCUGUGGCUUGCUGCUGCUGGGCGAUGGACCUGCUAAUGUGGGUACAAGGGCGCAAAGAGAGGUGCAUGAGAAGGGAAGUCUGGGCGGAAGCAGCACAAGGGCGACUGCAGAAGACGUGAACAAGGGUGAAGCGGGACGGAAGCAGAAGAAGGGGGGGGAAGUGCAGGCGACAAGCAAGCAGCUUGAGAUGUUGCAGCAGGCGAACGAUGAGGUGGGUGCGGUGGUGGGUGCGGCGGUGGGUGAGCUGGCGUCGACUCCCUCUCUCAAGGGUCAAGUGCUUGUGGGUCGAGGCUCCUGCCACAGUGCAUUGGGGCAGUUUGACAAGGCCCUCGCUGACCUGUCCUCUGCUCUGGCAACAAACCCCACAAGCACAGCCGCUUUCAUGGCUCGAGCAGGCACUUAUUUCAAGAUGAACAAGAAUGUUGAGGCCAUAGUGGACUACUCACGAGUCAUUGACCUGGACCCCUCCAACGCCGAAGCUGUCAGGUGGCGAGGCAUCUUGUCAUUCAACCUAAAGUACUACUAUGCAGCUGAGAAGGACUUUCAGCAAGCCAUUCAGCUCGACCCCUCUCUUCCCUUCGUCUUUAAAGGCCUUGGCCUCGCCAUAGGAGGCAGUGGGAGGUGGCGGGAGUCGUUGCCAGUGUUUGCAGAGGGAGUGAGGCGCCACCCCCAGGAUGCGGACCUGUGGCAUUCCAAGGGGCGCGCGCACAAGGAGGUGGGCGAGGUGGCGAACGCCUUAGAGGCGCUGCAGCGAGCACUGCAGAUCAGAAAGGCAGUGGCGACCUAUCAGGAGCUUGUGUCUGUCAGCCGAUUCGUGGGUGACUACAGGGCCGCCAUACGCUAUGCAAGAGAGGGCCUGCAGCUGGACAGGGGAGACAUGGAGCUCGUUCAUGCCCACGCCAGCAGCCUGCAUGCCCUGGGGGACCUCGCUGAAGCUAUGCGCAAGUACCAGGCAGCGCUGGCAAUGCAGCCCAGGGACCAGGAGGGACAGGCUCUCCAGCACUCCAUGUUCUACCAGGCAUGUUCUACCAGGCAUAGGGAGGUACUGGCCUACACCAUUGCUCGCUUGCAGCAGCCGCUCCCCUCCAUCCGCUUCGACUGGGAUUUCACUGCUGAGUUCAGAGAGGCAUGGACUAAGAAGGACCCUAUAGCAACGCUGCCAGGCUACCAACCCCUCUCAGUCACUGCACGCCAAUCACAGCGCGCCACGUUGCAGUCCCUGCCCACGCUGUCUCGUGAAGCGUUGGAUCUGAUCGAAGCAGCGGACAGGAUCGGCCAGCGGGCCCACUACCACUGCGAUGCAUUCAUGGCAAACAGGCAGCAGCUGCGCAUGGCAGGGCUGGCAGCUCUUGACGUGAUGCAGCAGGUGAGAUUCUUCCCCUUUUUUUCCACCCUCGCCCUUCUCUCAUCUGCCCCCAUUCACUUUGAUGGUGUUCAGUUCACUCGUACAUCCCCAGGCCUGGCAGCUCUUGACGUGACGCAGCAGGCAAGGGCAACAUGGGAUGCCAUGGCAAAGGAGCAGCAGGGGAGGGGGGAGUCGGCGGCUGGUGACACAGUUCCAGACACCACAACAACCAUGGAAACUGAUGCACCAGGAGGGGGGGGAGAAGGAGGAGGAGGAAGCGUAGGGAUAGAAAGCAGGGCGAAGCAGAGUCAGAGGGGAAGUGACAGCUCCGGCAAGGGCAGUCGGAAAAGCAGUAGCGGAGGCAAGGGGUCGGGCGGUGGGGUGCUGAAGGGGUGGAGGGAUGUGUACGAGGUGAUCACGAGAUGGAGACAGAUCUCCGAUCCAACGGAUGCUGUGCUCUGGAAGGACCAACUCAAGAAUCGCUUUGCGCAGGGCUUUCGGUCGUCCACGCCCAUCAAGGUGUGGGAUCUGCAGACCGUCAAGUACUACCCUGUGUUCAACAAGUCGUUUGAGGCCAUGCGUGAGGCUCUACUGGAGUCAGAGCAGGCCUUCACAAACAACCAGCCAUUUUCUGUGCCGCGCAACACACGUGGCGACAUGAUCACCAGAGCGGCUGACCUGCAGGCACUUCACCAAGCUGUGGGAAAGGACUUUCUCGUGCAAGCACCCUGCUACAGCCAUGCCGUUCCAGGGAAGGACCUGACCGGGUCAAUGUUUGAAAUCCUUAAGAGCACCCAUGCCUUCAGCUUCUACACGCACACACCAGUGAGCCCUCAACGGUGGCACGACUUCGACCAAGAGCUCACUGCUGCAUGGCAGGCGCUGUGUGCGGCAGUGCUGGACGCACACACAGAAGCAGUGGAUCCCCAUCGCUACCGCCAGAGGAUUCAAGAUGCCAUCCUCCGCCUGGGGUACUUCUGGUUCCAGCUGAUGCCGUUGACUCGUGGCUCUGCCAUGGUGGGGCUGGUCUCCAUCCUCGGCCUCUCCAUGGCUGCUGACAUGCAGACCACAACGCUAAUCCCACAUGGGGUGCAGGUAGGCUGGGAUGUGCUGCUUCUUUAA
Molecule: messenger RNA, 2805 nt
Organism: Closterium sp. Naga37s-1
Lineage: Eukaryota; Viridiplantae; Streptophyta; Zygnematophyceae; Desmidiales; Closteriaceae
Source: the annotation of a GenBank genome assembly